GACUGGGGUGCAGGAUGUGGGAGGGAUUUAGAAUGCAGAAGGGGGACUCAGUGUUCCGGGAUACUUAGCUGGGACAGCUCCUGUUUAGUGGGAUAGGUUGUUUGGUGCUCAUCUGCAGGCACUGCCCCCGCCUCGCAGCUCUUAUUGGCUGCAAUUCAAUGGGUGCUAUGGGAUGGAGCCUCCAGCUGAGGGUAGCAUGGGGUCAGAGUGUCAUGGUGCUUGGGGACGGAGAGAGGAACAGCAGCAUGCAUAGCCACCUUCCUUGUCCCCAGUAAGGGCUGGCCAGGGAAACAGGAGCUUUUCAGGCUGUAGCCCAGGGUUGCUAAUGGGACCCCUUGAGCCUGAGGCCCUGGAGUGGUGGUGGCGGCCAGUAGAGAAAAGAAGCUAUGGCUGCUCUGAGCUCCUGUGUAGGGCUUAUUAGGCAGUUAUGCAGCUUAGCGGGAACCAUGGUAAUGAGGGGACUAAUUCCAGGGGCUGUUUAUACAAAAAAAAUGAGCUGGCUUCACCUUUCAAAUACUCUGGACAAACUGGAGAAAUGGUCUCAGGCCAGAAGAAUGUUUGAGGGAGAAAUGGAAAGUUUAUCAGCCAUCCUGCAAACACAGACAGUAAAGGUGCCCAAACCUAUUAAAGUUAUAGAUGUGCCAGGAGGCAGCACUCUGUUUGUGAUGGAGCACUUAGAAAUGAGGAGUCUUAAUAGACAUUCAGCAAAGCUUGGAACACAGUUGGCUGAUCUCCACCUUCACAACCAGAAACUUGGAGAGAAGUUGAAGAAAGAGGAGAACACUGUUGGUAAAAGUGAAGGGCAAACAGACAUCCAGUUUGUGGAUCGAUUUGGCUUUCAUACAGUCACCUGUUGUGGCUAUCUUCCACAAGUGAAUGACUGGCAGAAUGACUGGGUGACUUUCUAUGCCAGCCAGCGAAUCCAGCCCCAGAUGGAUAUGGUUGAAAAGAAUUCAGGAGACAGAGAAGCAAGAGAACUUUGGGCACAGCUUCAGCUGAAGAUACCUAGUUUGUUCUGUGACAUGGAGAUUGUUCCUGCUCUCCUUCACGGAGAUCUGUGGGGAGGAAACGUAGCUGAAGAUGACUCCGGCCCCCUUAUUUUUGACCCUGCCUCCUUCUAUGGUCAUUCAGAGUAUGAACUAGCAAUAGCUGGGAUGUUUGGUGGUUUCAGCAACUCUUUUUAUUCUGCUUACCAUAGUAAAAUUCCCAAAGCUCCAGGGUUUGAGAAACGACUCAAACUGUACCAGCUUUUCCACUAUAUGAACCACUGGAACCAUUUUGGAUCAGGGUACAGAGGGUCUUCUCUAAACAUCAUGAGAAACCUGGUAAAAUGACUUUACACUCAAGCAGAGUAGCCCACUACACACUUAGGAAAACCCAAACUUCUUGGUGAGGCAAUUACAGUAGUAAUAAAAUAGAUACUUGAUCAUCUAAGAGAACCCUAUUUGCACAGUUAAAGAUCAGAAAGUCCUGCAGAAUCCCAACUAUGGCAUUUUCCAUCCCUUUAGGAUAGUCAUUUGUUGCAGGAAUAAUUAGUUAGUUUGCUAUCCAAGGAAGUGUUAAUUCCAGAGCUAUGUGAAGAAGCUUGCUGUGUCAGGGUGGUGUUGUACAAUUCUGUUUUGAAUCAGAGAAGAUAACUCUUGGGUGUAAAUUACUAGGAAGAGGUCCUGUGACAGAGACCAACUGUGUCACGUUGCUAAUGUUUGCACUUGCACAUUGACUCAGAAAUCAACGUGAAAAGCUCAGUGAAAUGGAUGAAUGGCCUUUCCUUACAUACCAAUCCAAAUGGCUGAAAGGGUUGCUCAGUGAAACUUUCUUCCUUUUUGUUAGCUUGCUUAGCCAAAUACUUUUCAUCCAUGUGUUUCUAGGUACAAGUACCAAAGGAAAUGGGUGGGGUCACCUGCCCAGCCUAUUGCAUAGCACUGGGUCCAGACUUCUGAAACAUUUCAAGUUUAGUGUGACACCGGGUCUUUAGGUUUUGUUGGCAUAUUCCUGGAGUGUCCUGUGUCUACUAGUCAACCAGCUUUUAGUUAGAGCCUGUUUAGAGCUGAUACCAUCUUGCUUUGUGAAUGGCGCUGUUGCCUGAUAGGGUUUCCUCUCCCGCUGGAUGUCUUUAGGCAGGACUGGCUGCAUGUACAUUUUCUUGGGGGAGGUACUGCUGAUUGGCACACACACGUGACAGUCAUGUUUGUGGUUGUCAUCACCCACAAGUAGAGAGACUGGUUCAGUUCCAUCAGACUACUGGGGUUUCCACAUAAUUUGUCCAGAAUUCAUAGUGUGGGAGCCAUGAAGUGUCUUCGUAUUUUUGUAGGCUGCACUACUUGCCUGUUAGCUCUAGGCAUUCAAGACCAAGGGAAGUCAAAAUUAGACUGUGGAUGCAUGUAAGUGUAUCUCACCACUUAAUACCUGUAUCACUAAAAUGUCUUAAUACAGGAAGACAUUACAUUUCAGGGUAGUAACUGUUCCAUGUGCACUUGCAGCAUAGUAACACUAAAUCAAUAGCUCUGCUGUGCAGUCAUGAGCUUCUAAUGAUGUUUUGGCCAAAGGACACCAGGUAGAUGAGAUGCAUAAUUUCUUACAUGAUCGUUAGGCUUAUGGGAAUGACUUUUAUUGAACUAACAUUUUUUUUACUGGAUUUGAGUUGGUACUCGGAUUUGCUGAAUUUCUCUAACUGGUGGUUUUACAAUGAAUACUGAUACAAAUUUUGGUGACUACCAUUAGAUUAUUUCUCCUCCAUAUUAAUCCUUGUUGUAGUUUCACUGGCUGUUAAUUGUUGGCUGUAAAACAAAAUAAACGCCUUGCUGUGCAGCAUAGGUUUUUACUCAUCUCCUGUUGUUUAAAUAAAAUAUUAGUCUCUGAA
This is a messenger RNA of Pelodiscus sinensis (Chinese soft-shelled turtle), 2860 nucleotides long. The record is from RefSeq and is a predicted model, not a curated record. NCBI's taxonomy places the organism in Eukaryota, Metazoa, Chordata, Testudines, Trionychidae.